AUGGUAUUAUCGAACCCAAAGCAGAACGUCGAGCUUGUCGAUCGUCACGUCCGGCAAGCGGCUCAUGCAGUCCUCUUUCAACAUUUCAACAACCAAGUCGCAUCAAAGCUUGCGUGGCUGGAUGGACCCAAGAACCCAUGGCGAACCCUCGUACUUCCUCUCGCGCAACGCUCAUCCUGCUUGCGGCUAUCAACACUGGGUUUGGCAGCAGCACAUAUGUCCGUCGUAUCUCCCCGGGAUAAGCCAGCACUUGUCCAGAUUUACCGAAACCUUCGAGAUGCGACGCUGUAUCAUCUGAACCGGCAGAUGGAAUCCGAGCUGAAGCUUGAAGUAUCGCGGAGUGAUAAGAAUACGCAGGUCUCGGUUCUCGUCGAAAUCAUCCUCACCAUGAUUUCUCUAUGCUAUGCAGAAAUGUUCAUACCCAACUCGACGGGAUGGAGACUCCACCUCAGCGGUGUCCGCACAGGAUUCGAGAGAUAUGACCUCGCAAAUCCACACGAAAAGGUGAUUUCUCAGUUUUUGGUGGGAGAACUUGACUAUCUGGAGGCUUUUGGAAGUAUAUCCUCAUUUACCUCGAGUUUGAGACGCCAAAAGCCCAUCUCACAGCACGCGACUUCUAAUGAGUACUUCAAAGAAUUUACAGAAGCACUUUAUGAGAUCACGGUUACCGAGAGAAGCCGAAACCACGCUUCUAGGACAGGAGAGAUUCUUGUUGACACUGACAUGACUGUGUGGCAAGACAAGCUCACCAAGUCUUAUGACUUCGUUUGCGCCCGCAUUGAAUCCACCACGUCACAAGACGUCACUCUCCAGAUAAGCCUCAAAUCAGUUCUCAAAGCCCAAUACUACGCUUGCCUUGUGUACAGCUACCAAGCACUUGCUUCCGAUGUCGAGAAGACAGUUGCGAUCCCUCCGCUGGUUGACUGUCUCUACAACGAGAUCAUCUUCAUGACAUCCUGUCCAAUUGAAUCUGUUGCGCACAAUAUCUCAUUUCCGCUGUUCAUACUCGGAACAGCCAGUCAGUUAUACACCAACAAACAAGUUAUGAUCGAAAGGCUUUUUACCGACAACAUAGCUACGACGGGUUUCUCGUGCAACUCGGCAGUACUACAGUUCUUGAGAGACUUCUGGAACGCGACGACAGCUGGGUCGACUCAGAACUGGAUACAGUAUGCGAGAGACAACGAGGAGCGGAUAAGCCCAUUUAUUGUGUUCUGA
Fusarium subglutinans is the source of this 1218-nucleotide messenger RNA. RefSeq lists its product as uncharacterized. Gene Ontology annotation, biological process: positive regulation of transcription by RNA polymerase II. The record is from RefSeq and is a predicted model, not a curated record. Gene Ontology annotation, molecular function: DNA-binding transcription factor activity; transcription cis-regulatory region binding. Gene Ontology annotation, cellular component: nucleus. Bases 1 to 1218 code for a protein of 405 amino acids. The transcript has a single exon. Lineage: Eukaryota; Fungi; Ascomycota; Sordariomycetes; Hypocreales; Nectriaceae.